Molecule: messenger RNA, 1419 nt
Organism: Ananas comosus (pineapple)
Lineage: Eukaryota; Viridiplantae; Streptophyta; Magnoliopsida; Poales; Bromeliaceae
Product: GDSL esterase/lipase At4g10955-like
Exons: 2
Coding region: 173-1288 (371 amino acids)
Source: RefSeq, a predicted model, not a curated record
ACUCUCUCUCCCCCCACCCCGCCGAAGAGUAGCAAGCAGUAAACGCAGCACGCGUAAUCACCCCCCUCUUCCUUAACAUUCUCUCCAUUAUUCCCCACUCGACCGUUGCUCGCGCUCCUUCUCCCCCUCUCCCUCUCCUCUCUCUCCUCUGUCGCUAAAACUCCAAGCUUUCAUGGCGACGAGCUCCGUGGACGACAAUGGCGGAGGAGGAGAGAGAACGAACGAUGCCGCGGAGGCUGCGCAUCCGUACGACUUCCAUGUGUCGGGCCCUCGCAACCUCUCCUCCCCCAAUUGGAGGGAUCUCAUCCGAUCCAGCUGGAAGGAUCCAAAUUACAGGAGGAUGGUCAUAGCAUGCUUCAUUCAAGCAGUUUACUUGCUGGAAUUAGAUCGACAAGAGAACAAGAGCGAAGGCGACGGCCUCGCGCCCAAAUGGUGGAAGCCCUUCAAGUACAAGCUAUCUCAAACGCUCGUCGACGAAAGAGACGGUUCCAUAUACGGCGCGGUCCUAGAAUGGGACCGAACCGCCGCUCUAUCCGAUUUUAUAGUGAUAAGACCAAGCGGCGCGCCAAAAGCGGUACUUGCGGUUCGAGGCACCCUUCUGAAGAGCCCGACGAUCAGAAGAGAUCUCGAAGAUGAUCUUCGUUUCCUCGCGUGGGAGAGCUUGAAAGGUUCGGUUCGAUUCGUCGGUACUUUAGAAACAGUGAAAGCUUUGGUUGGUAAGUUCGGUAGCAGCAAUGUGUGCAUCGGCGGGCACUCUUUGGGGGCCGGAUUCGCUCUCCAGGUCGGCAAAGCGAUGGCCAAGCAAGGUGUUUUCAUAGAGUGCCAUUUGUUCAAUCCGCCUUCCGUUUCGAUAGCCGCGAGCGUGCGGAGUAUCGGCGAGAAGGCGAGUAAUCUGUGGGGCAGAGUUAAAGCGAGCUUGCCUUCGAAGUGCGAGGGAGAGGAGAAGGUUUGCGGGAACGAAGGGAAGAGGCUGUGCACAGAGAUGAAGAAAUGGGUGCCGCAUUUGUAUGUAAACAGCAGCGACUACAUUUGCUCGUAUUACGCUUCGAUCGAGGACGGUAGCGAUUCGGAUGGCGCGGAGGCGGGCAAUGUGCAGCAGGUAGGAGAAGUCGCGAAGCUCUUCGUGAUGUCGAAAGGGCCGCAGAAGUUUCUGGAGGCUCAUGGCUUGCAGCAGUGGUGGUCGGGGGAUGCCGAACUGCAGCUGGCUCUGCACCAUAGCAAGCUCAUCAACAGGCAGCUGAGAUCUUUGUACACAAUGCCACCAACAUCUUCUACCGCGAAAUCGUAGGAUUCGGAUUCUAAGUUUGUUUCUCGAAUUGUUUUUUCUUUUUCUUCUUUUUAAAUGCUCUUCUCGAGUAUAUGAAUCAAGAGACUUGUGUAAAAGUGUAGGAUGUAAGCAUAAAAGGGACUUUGUUUGUU